Eutrema salsugineum is the source of this 1158-nucleotide messenger RNA. RefSeq lists its product as uncharacterized. NCBI's taxonomy places the organism in Eukaryota, Viridiplantae, Streptophyta, Magnoliopsida, Brassicales, Brassicaceae. Gene Ontology annotation, molecular function: ubiquitin-protein transferase activity; zinc ion binding. Bases 276 to 1049 code for a protein of 257 amino acids. Gene Ontology annotation, biological process: protein ubiquitination. Gene Ontology annotation, cellular component: membrane. The transcript is spliced from 7 exons. The record is from RefSeq and is a predicted model, not a curated record.
GUUAAGGAUUCAGGGCAAAGAAAAAGGAUAUUUUAGUUUUCUUGCAGAGAAUCAGAAUCUUUUUGCGCUUUGCAUCCUCAGAUUAAAGUCUCCUUUACUCAGAUUGUUAGUUUUUCUUGUUGUCCAUUGAUUCUUGCCUAUGAUCUUGGUUUUGCUUAAUGUAACUUGUUCAUAUUGUGAUAAUUAAAGACGUUAGCUUUGAUUUCUUCUGAUGUUCUUGUUGCAGAAUUGAUUUUUAUAUUUCAUUUGAGUUUUCUCUUGUGGUAAGAAUUAGGAUGGUAGAUCAUCUAGUGUUGGUUGUUGAUCGGUUAUCUGGAAAUUCUGGUUUAGGACCGGUAAACCGAGCAGAGCCAAAGGCAGACUCGGUUAACGAAGAUGGUGCAUUUGAAUCUGUAACUGCAGGAACUGACAUUUGUGAGAGAGAAUUUGUACAAUGUAGGAUUUGUCAUGACGAAGAUGAAGAUUCCAACAUGGAUACACCUUGUUCUUGGUCUGGAACAUUAAAGUUUGCACAUCAUAGUUGCGUCCAAAGAUGGUGCAACGAAAAAGGUGACACCGUCUGUGAAAUUUGCCGUCAGCAAUAUAAACCUGGUUACACAGCUCCACGACAAUUGUUUCACUACACAGGCCUCUCUAUGAACUUCAGGAAUGAUUGGGGAAUCGAGAGACUAGAUCUUCGUGACCCUUAUUUUCUAACCUGGGACGCAGCUGAUGAUCACGAGCUUUAUUCAUUUCAUAGCCCCACUAGCUUGAUGUGUUGUCGCGUAAUUGCCUUGCUCUUCAUCCUUUUGCUGUUCUUGCGCCAUUCUCUUCCGGUGUUUUUAGGUGGAGUAGAUGAUUUCUCGUUAACUUUGCUUAUGUUACCAUUAUUGAAAACAUUGGGAAUCUUGUUCGUUGCGUAUUUCUUUGUCAAGUCAUUCAUUAUACAACGUUGUAGGCAAGAGAGGGAUACGAGACUCUCUGGUUUCUCUUCUGACGAAGAAACUGCGCCGCCUCCGAUAUUGAUGGCAUUGCCCCAAGGACUUGAACUCCAUGUUCCCGUAAACUAAGACAAUCGAUAUGUUACUUCUCUGUUUGUAUGGUUUGAUUUGUACGUAUGUGUGUCAUAAACACACGUAGUGUACAACUAUACCCACAAAAUUUAAUGUUGCUUUGCUA